Messenger RNA from Mycena citricolor, 1563 nucleotides. Lineage: Eukaryota; Fungi; Basidiomycota; Agaricomycetes; Agaricales; Mycenaceae. The record is from the annotation of a GenBank genome assembly.
AUGUCAUCUUGUCAUGUUACUGUCCCCUAUUCUACACUCUUUUCUCUCCUAUCCACUAUAGGCAAUCCUAGGAAGAAGAAGAACGCCAACGAGGGUACCAGCGAUGUCAUCAAGAAGCAGAAAGCGGCCUCUCGAAAAGUGACCACCACUAAGGUGACCACAAAGGCGACCGAUGCCAAAGCGACUGCAGCGGAGGACGGGAACGAUGACGACACCAUCGAGGUCGAGGAUGGGAAGAGGUCCAAGGGUGACAGCAUUCCGUGGGAGAAGAACCCAGCCUGGAUUGCCAAAGCUAUCGAGUUCCUCGUCGACAACCCUUCCUUCCGCCGGAAGCUCUACAGCGAUUCCACCAGCGAUGCAACCGCGCAGGGCCGUGUCAAGGUCCAGGGCAAGACGACAAAGCUUCAGAUGUACGAGAUGAUGAUGGACUAUGUUGCUGGCGUGAAAUCGGCGGAGGAGAUGAAAGAGGAUGCGGCCAAGGCAGCGAGUGGGAGCAAGGACUCGGACGGCCUGGUGGCUGAAGACAAGGAGACCGGUGGAGAGGAUACGGAUGAUGAGGCCAACAACACUGGAGUGCUGAGUCCCGAAAAUGUUGCCAUGUAUCUGGGGAAUCGUGAACGCUUUGCGAAGUCCCUACAGCAGCAGUUCUCUCGGAUGAAGAAGCAGUAUGGCACACACGUCAAGACGUUGUAUGACACUGGCGGCGGGGUCAAAUCAGAGGAGGAGCAGGCCAACUUGAUAGAGAAGAUCCGGGAGCAGUUCGUUCACUGGGAUGACCUGCAUGCGUUCUGGCGAGAACUGCCGAACUACAACCCUGUCGGGGUCUCAAAUGCGAAGUCUGGUGGCAAUCAUGCCAAACGAGCAGGCACUAUCUUUGGGAUGGAGCCGAUCUACAAUUCAGAGGAUAGGAAGGAGACGUCUGUAUGGAAGGAACUCAGUGUCGAUACACCUUCAUCGCCCCGUUCCAGAUCCGAAGCAUCAUCAGAAGCCGGGGCGAUAGAUGCUGAUGAAGAUGACAGAGAAGUGGUUGUCGAGGGAAAGGACACAAAGCCCAUCAAGUCCAAACCUGAGAAACAGCACAAACUGAAACGCCGCGCUGCAUUUGAUAUCGAAUCUCUGGAUGAGAUCCAUCAGCAAGAGCUCGCUGAAUCCGCAAAUCGGAGCCGCGAACGACUCGCUCUCGAGCUCCAGCGAGAGGAGAACAAACGCCGCAAGCUUGACAAUGACAAGGAGCGAAUGAAGAUGGAAAGAGAAGCGAGGCAGGCUCAGUUGCAGCGGGAUCAGAUGAUGAUGAACAUGAUGCAGCAGAUGAUGGGCUUCAAUCGCAGGAAUGGUGGAGUGGGAGCACAGAUGGGCCCGCCCCAAGGGCCAUAUGGAGGAGGGAACAUGGGGCAGCAGCCGCAGAACUAUGAUGCCGGAGAGAACACAGGUCAGCAGCAGAACCCCGGAUAUCAUACUGAUGGACUUCUGUCACCGUCCAGCCUCUCUGGAUUCAGUUACGGCGAUGCGGGUAACAGUCAGUUCUCAGGUUCAAGUUCUCCAAGCCAGUAUCGAUUUGAUUAG